AUGAAUACAUCGAACACACAAUACAAAAUUAAUCAUAGACUCAUCGACGUAUUUAAAUCUGGUAAAAUAUUCAAUCAAACAAUUGGGUUUUUUCUUCAUGAUGACGAUUUUUCAUCACCUGGGCUCUUUUUCGAAAUUGUAAUAACAAUCACUCAAAAAUAUGAUAAAUCAACUUUUUCCGAUAUUGAUAGAAAUGAUAAAAUCUUACUUCCGGAAAAUCCUAAUUUGAUAUUAUAUCUUCAAGGUGGUCCUGGAUUUGGAUGUUCUAUCCCAACUGAAUACUCGGGAAUGACCAAAAUCUUGUUGGAUGAAGGCUAUCAAAUUGUAUGGAUGGAUCAAAGAGGAACAGGAUUGAGUGAAGCAUUUGAAUAUAGUACUUUUGAAAAUUAUGAAAUUUCUAGUAUUGGUGAACAAUUUAAUCAUUUAUUAAAAUAUCGAGCGGAUUACAUAGUUCAAGAUGCUGAGAGAAUACGGCAAUACUUAAUUGGAGAUAAUAAAUGGACAUUAUUAGGACAAUCAUUUGGUGGAUUUUGUUGUUUUUCAUAUUUAUCUAAAUUUUCUAAUUCAAUUAAGCAAGUUUUAGUAACUGGUGGAAUACCUCCAAUAGGAUUUAGUGUUGAUGAAGUAUAUACUCAAACUUAUAAAAGAACAAAAGAAAGAAACCUUCAUUAUUAUGAAAAAUACCCUAUAGACGUUAAAAGAGUUGUUGAAAUUUGUUCAUAUUUGAAAGAGAAUAAAGUUUUAACUCCAAAUGGUGGAAAUUUAACAGUUGAAAGAUUUCAACAAUUAGGAUUAAAUUUUGGCGGAUUUGGAGGAACUGAUAAGAUUCACUCAAUUGUUACAAAAUUUUAUUUGGAAGUUAAACAAAAAGCUAAACCAUCUUAUGCAACAUUAUCAUUAAUUCAAGAAUCUUUAUCGUUUGAUACAAAUGUAUUAUAUGCAUUACUUCAAGAAGCUAUUUAUUGUGAAAAUGGAAUGAGUUCACAAUGGAGUGCAGAUAGAUUAAGAUACGCAAAAGGGAAUGAAAAAUUCAUAUACAAUAAAGAACAAAUAUUUUUCACUGGUGAAAUGGUUUAUAAAAGUAUGUUUGAUGAUUAUUCAGAGUUAAGAAAAUUUAAAGAAUUAGCAUAUGAAUUACAUGAAUAUAAAAAUUGGACUAAUCUAUAUGAUAUUAAGAAAUUAAAAUCAAUUACUUUUGGUGAAAUACCAAUAGUAGCUGCAACUUAUUACUCAGAUCAAUAUGUUGAUUUUAGUUUAACUCAACAAGUUAAAGAAAAAUAUAUAGCUCCUGGUAAUUUAAGACAAUUUAUAACUAAUGAAUUGUUUCAUGGGGGAUUAAGAACAGAUCCUGAUAAAGUUUUGGGAUCUUUAUUUAAAUUAUUAGAUGGUGAUAUAGACUAA
Messenger RNA from Lodderomyces pseudojiufengensis, 1401 nucleotides. RefSeq lists its product as uncharacterized. Gene Ontology annotation, molecular function: peptidase activity. Bases 1 to 1401 code for a protein of 466 amino acids. Lineage: Eukaryota; Fungi; Ascomycota; Pichiomycetes; Serinales; Debaryomycetaceae. Gene Ontology annotation, biological process: proteolysis. The record is from RefSeq and is a predicted model, not a curated record. The transcript has a single exon.